AUGUUCGCUGGUAUCGAGUACAGCAUUGCCCCGGCCACGCGCGCCGCCGUGCACGCGGACGUCGCUCCAAAAAAGAAGGAUCUGUCGCUCGCGAACGCCCUGGGCAGGGACAUCAUUCGGCUCGACCGCAGGGAGCUCGACCAGGUCCCGAAGGAGCUUCUCUCCCACAGCACGCUGCGCACGCUGUCCCUGGCGAGGAACAACCUGAGCUCCGUCCCCGACGGGAUCCGCGGGUGCUCGAGCCUCCGCAGGUUGAAUCUCGCGGGCAACAAGCUGAGCAGUUUGCCGGACGCGCUGGGCGACCUGAAGGAGCUGCAGGAGCUGCGCGUGGAGGACAACUCGCUGACGUCGCUGCCGCCUGCGCUGGGCAAGGUCGCGACGCUCACGUUCAUCAGCCUGAACGGCAACCCGCUGACCGGGGAGCUGAAGGAGGCGUGGUACGGCCCCGCGCCCGCCGACGGUUCGGCGCCGCCGCCGGUGCCCACGGAGAAGAUCGCGGAGCGCACCGCCGCGGUGCUGGCCGUGCUGCGCGGGCAGCUGUCCGACGCGGACCUUGCGGCGGUGAAGGAGAAGGAGGCCGCGGACCGUCGCAAGGCGGCUGCGCAGGCGCUCGAGGGCGGGAUCUGCGGUGGCGACGCGGGGGCGCUGCGGGCGGCCAUCGGGGAGGCGGAGGCGGCGGGCGUGGUGAUGCCCAAGGGCGUGGGGAUGCGGGCGAAGGAGUGCAUGGUGUUGUUCGAGUCGAUGGGGUCGUCGAAGGACGACGAGGAGGUGCUGAAAGAGGCGCUGACGCGGUGGGAGGCGAUGGCGGCGCGGGGCGCGGAGAAGAUGGGGCCGACGGUGCGCGCCGCGAUGGACGCGAUGCGCGAGCUGAAGCGGGAGCGGCUCGAGCGGGGGUUCCGGCAGCGCGCCGAGGCCUCGAUGACGUCGCUGGGCGGCGCGCAGGCCAGCGCGGCGAGCGUGGCCGCGGCGUCGCGGCCGCUCGCGACCGCCGAGGCGUCGGCGGCGAGCCACGCGGAGCUCGGCCCGGGGCGCUCGACGGUGGCGGUGGGCCUCGCGCAGCUGACGAAGAACAUCGGGUUCGACGACUGGGUCAAGGCCAAGAAGCAGAAGGAGAAGGAGGCGGAGGAGGCGCUGCGACGGCACCUGCGGACCGAGCGGUCGACGAGCAAGGCCGUCAGCAAGCAGAAGCGCCACGAGGAGCUGGACAAGUCGCGGCGCGAGUCGGGGUGGCCCUCGCAGCACGUCGAGGAGCGCAAGCACGGGUCGUACACCGACGUGGAGCGGCUCAAGGCCGCGCGGAAAAUGAGGGGGAACCCGCAGGGCAUGCCGCCGUCGUCCAGGACGGUUGCCGCUGGCGGCGAGGAGUGA
Pedinophyceae sp. YPF-701 is the source of this 1368-nucleotide messenger RNA. The record is from the annotation of a GenBank genome assembly. NCBI's taxonomy places the organism in Eukaryota, Viridiplantae, Chlorophyta, Pedinophyceae.